AUGUCGCUUUCAGACUCUGAGGGUUCUGAGACCGUUCUGGUCGGUCCAGGCGAUAUUCGUGAUUUCAACGAAGAAAAUAUACUUCCUCUUCCAGCAGACGAACUCCAAAAAAUCACAGAUUGGCUGCAGCCCACGCCAUAUGAUCUUGAAAGAUCCGACUUCUCAAGACACCUUGCGUCGUACCUCCAAGGCACCGGUCAGUGGCUCACAUCCACAAGCACGUACCAACAGUGGCAUCAGGGUGGCGAGAAUGAGGAUGGCCUCCUUUGGAUCAAAGGCAUACCCGGAUCGGGGAAGUCAGUCAUGGCCGCCUCCAUAAUCCAUCAGUUACGAAAAGAAGAGGUCCCAGUUCUAUACUUUUUCUUCCGACAGAUUAUCGAUGCGAAUCAUCAACCGGCGGCCGCAUUGCGGGACUGGUUGUGUCAGGCCCUCCCCUUUAGCCCACCCUUGCAGGUUAGACUGAGGGAUGAAUACCUGGAAAAGAAGCGACCCAUUGAUAGUCUAGCUCCGAGUGACCUGUUGAAAGACCUCAAAUUUGCUCUAUCUGCCUUUCCUAAGGUCUACUGUGUCACCGACGCCUUAGACGAGAUGGACCAAGGCAAUGAUGAGUUUCUCCGUUCUCUAGCGCAAUUAGGCCAAUGGCGCCCUGCAAAUGUCAAAGUCCUCAUCACCUCACGCCCAGUCGUCGCGGUUGAGUCUCCCCUACGACCCUUCCAUAUACGUCAUAUUCGACUGGAUGAAAACUUUGUGGAUAUAGACAUUGCUGCAUAUGUGCAGCACAGAUUACGAGAUUCGGUUGUUCCUCACGAAUACUGGAGCGUAGUGACUGAAGCUGUCCCUGGCCGGGCCAAUGGGCUCUUUUUAUAUGCAAAACUUUCGAUGGAUGCCUUUAUGUCCGGCGAUAAUCCUCAGGCAGUAAUUGAAAAGUUGCCUCUGGACCUGAACGUGAUGUAUAGCAACCUGUUGCGUGAGCAUGCGAAACGAUCAGAUAUUCCAGAUGAAUUUCAGCUACUCAUCUUGCAGUUUGUCACGCAUGCAACUCGACCUCUCCGUCUACUGGAAAUUGCUGAGAUGGCCAAAGCCACACAUGAUCCAUUUAAAGACUACAGUUUGAAAGAGAUCAAGGACUUGGUUCGAGCUGCUUGUGGUCCGCUAAUACAAGUUCUUUAUGAUGAGACUGUCUCUGUCAUUCACCACUCAUUUACUGAGUUUCUCAAAGGAUUCACUCGCAAAAUACCUCUGGAUGAUUCAACCUACCCUAUCCUCGAGGCUGGUCCAACCAAUCACCGUCUUGCCAUUGCGUGCAUGGAUUAUCUCACCUCUGGCUGCUUAGACAAACUAGAGAUCAAGACUCGCAGCAAUGAUGAUUUCUUCCAGCCAAAGAAGGCUCAGCAGAGUGAAACUAGGCUUCAAUUCCCAUUCCUCGAAUAUGCUGCUGCGAAUUGGUACAUUCAUACACGCCGUGCCACCUUCGCCGGUGAAGAUGUUUCAUCAUUCUUCAAAACACUGGAUGACUUCGUUGCAAACAAUCAGAGAUUUCUAAGCUGGCUAGAUAUCGACUGGCCAGAAAACCAGAUUCAAGGCCUCACUCCGCUUCACGCCGCAGCUUGCACGGGAUUAUGUCAAUAUGCCAGGCACUUGCUUCAAGAAAAACAUGCCGAUCCAAACGCCAAGAGCAAUUGCGACGACUCUCCGCUCUAUUGGGCCGCUCUGAGUGGCCAUGCGGAUGUUGCACAGGUCCUCAUUGAUAACGGGGCGGAUCCAGAUGGAGAAGCAAACGAAGGAUACAAGCCCCUUCACAAGGCGGCUAGUCAUAACCACGCUGAGGUGGUCAAAGUUUUACUUGCGGCCGGUGUUAAUCCACUCACGGAAAAAACGGGAGAAGCCCCGGGCAGAAGAUGUGGCAAUGCACCAAGAUCGAUCGGCAACACCCCGUGGAUGUACGCCUGCAAAAAUGGACAAAAGGAGGCUGUCGCUGAAUUGCUACCUUACAUCACAGAUCAUGGUGACCUAGAAUGGGCCCUUUUCUGGUCGACAGAAGCAGGACAUGCGGCCUGCGUGGAUCUGAUUCUUCAACAGCCAGGCAUGAACGUGAAUUCUAAGUUGAUAGGAGACACUCCGCUUUUCAGAGCCUGCUGCGUAAAUGACAUGAGUACGAUAAAGGUUCUUCUCAAAGCGGGCGCUGAUCCCAAUAUUCUUUGCGAGCAUAAUUCGAUUCGGUUUGGGGGUCGGCCUUUUCAUGAAGAUCAGCGAUAUGGAGACCACAGGCAGAAUGUUGAACCAAGGGGCUACACUGCUUUACAUGCUCUAUGCGGAAUCAAGAAGGGUAAUAAGCGAACAGGAGAUUGUGUUCCACUACUUCUAGAAGCUGGUGCGAAUAUUCAUUCGAAGUGUCCAGAUGGAAGAACCGCCUUGCACCUCGCCUGUUCAAACAAUAUAGAAGCCGUGAUGAUGCUAUUGGAGGCAGGUGCAGACCCGAAUACCGAAACUGAUGAUGGAAGCACAAUACUGCACACCGAUGGAUCCACAGACAAGGUAUUGCUGCCUAUACUGCUGAAAUCAGGGCUUAUCGAUGUCAACGAGCUGAUGAAGAAAGGAAGGACAAGUCCCCUGCAUCUUCGGCUUCAGCGCCAUAAUCUCCAGUCUGUUCUUGAGUUUCUUAAGUUUAAACCAGAUCUGAAUUUGGCGGAUUCAGAUGGAAAUCGCCCCCUACAUGUGCUUUUGAAGGAAUUUACCUUCAAAGUAUCAAAGUCUACUUGUGAUAUCGUCGACACUUUACUUUCAGCUGGUGCUAAUCCCAAUCUGCAAAAUGGGAAAGGCGAGACACCGUUACACUUAAUGCAAAAUUCUAGCAAUUUCGAAACGGUUUCCAGAUUCGUUAAAGCUGGAGUAGAUCUUGAAAUUCGAGAUUUGGAAGGCCAAACAGCUCUGUUCAAGAACGUCGAAUCCGACAGCAAUGGUGAGCCAACGUAUUCCAAUGCUUUCAUUGAGCUAGGCGCCCGACUUGACACACGGGACAACAAGGGCAGGACUUUGUUACACCAAGUUGUUGGAAAUACCCGUCGGUUGGACAAUUUGAUAGCUCGGAUUGACAUCGAUCCUUCUGUCGUUGACAACAAAGGAAAUACACUCUUCCAUGAGGCCACAUCUAAGCGAUAUAACUUUGACAAACUGCCAAUAUACAUUCAUCUCAUGAAGUUGGGGGUAAAUAUUGAUCAGCCCAAUAACCAUGGCAAGACUGUUUUACACAAGAUAUGUGCGAGGGAGUCUAGACUCUCCAGCUGGAACCCUUUUAGGAAAAAUGCUUUCGACUAUGUCAUUCAAGCGUGCAAGAAUCUGAACCCUCGCGACAUCGAUGGAGUUCAGCCUUUGCAUGUUGCCGCCGUUGUUUCUGAGGAUUAUGUUUUCAAACUUCUUGAUGCUGGGGCGGAUCCGUUUGGAACCACGAAUGAGGGCAUGACGGUGCUCCACGUUGCCUCUCGAGCCCGGCAACCUGGUAUCAUUGGUCUUGUCCUUUCAAGACUCAAGGAACAAGAGGAUGUCACGUUCAAAGCGUUUAUCAAUCAGAAAAAUGUAGAGGGAAACACAGCGCUUCACUAUGCUUGCUGUGCCGGUCAUCCUGAAAGUGUGGAUUUGCUGCUAGAUGCGGGAGCAGAUCCUAAUUUACCAGGCAGGGAUGGAUACACACCGCUCAGGGCAUGUGCUGAUUUUGAAGUUGAACAAUCACGUUGGAGUAGAAUUGUUGAAAUAGACGAUGACAAAGGGGAAAGCAGGAAAAGCACUAAAACUGGAAGAGCCGGCAGCAUUUUCCUCGACGACCACAAUCUAGCACUAACUGCCGAACAUUUGAAAGACUAUAACUGGCGUCAACAUGGCCUGACGAAGGAGUCCCAUUCGACCCGUCUCGAUGAAAUUUUAGUCUCUUUGGUUCUUCACGGCGCCAAACUCACCGGCAAUGACAACUCUCUUCGCGAUGCAUUCCACACCGCGGUGCUGAACCAACGUGACUAUACAGCUGAGUGUCUUUUGAGAUUACAGUCUCGUUCUCUUCCAAAUAUGAAUCUUCUUGAAGGGCCAGAUGGCGAGGCCUUCAUUGCCUCAAAGUCUCGCCUGGAAAGUGAAAGAUCAUCUUUGAGGCAAGAAGAUAGCAAGAACAACAAUCGGAAAACUCAGGAUGGACACUGCCGCCAAUUGCAACCUUUUUAUCCAGCUAAGCUGCUGGGUCUUCGUCAGUAUGAAAUGCUGGAAGUAAGAAUAUUACAGACGGAUGUUCUCGAACUUUACCAGACCAAUAAGUUUCUCAGCAUUUCUCUCCUGCACACCCUUGCAAGUUUUGGUCUAUCAGAUUUACUCAGACGUGUCUGCACUCGUGAAAUUGCAUUAAGAUUCGAUGAUAAUGACUGGUGCGAACAAGCACAGAUUGCGAACAGAGUCCCCAAGAUACAGCCGCUUCUUACGGUCGCGUGCAAUCGAAGAAUCCCCAACAUGACAGUGGUUCGGUUCCUUAUCGAAGAAAUGGGCGUUAGUAUAGGUGCAAAUUGCAGGCAGAGAGUUUUCAUCGACAAUGGCAAGCGACGCGAGUUCGUCUCAGGUAAUAGCGUCCUACAUCAGAUUUCUGAGGGCCAGGCUUGGUGGAACGUCCACCAAGCCCUGCCUUACCUGAUCCAAAAGGGGGCUGAUUUAGAGGUGCGGAAUAGGAGUGGAGAAACGCCAUUGCACAUUGCUCUAGACGAAAAGAGGUUCAAGGGCGUCUUUUACAAAGAAGCUGUGCAGAUUCUUCUGGAUGGUGGUGCCGAUACCAACGCUGUGGACAACCAUGGAGAUUCAUGCCUGUCCAAAGCCGGUACUGAUACUGGGCUAAUCAAGUUGCUCCUAUCAUACGGUGCCAGGGUCUCCCCAGCAGCCGUCUUUUCCGCGAUCGAGCUCCAGCAGGUUGAAUUAUUGGAGCUCUUUCUCGCUCGCGGUGAAAUGGCCAAUCAAAGGCGACCCGCUAGUGAAAACCCAAAGAAGCUUUCAAGACAUGAGACAUCCGGGAUUUUGAACUCUGAGAGCUACCCUUUGUAUCAUGCAGCGUUUUAUCAUAAGCCUGAUUACCGCGUGAAUGAGGAUGAUCGUACCCCUUCCCAGAUGCGCAUGAUGACAGCCCUCCUACGCCACGGCGCAGACCCAUAUUCCACUUUUGUCAUGCGUUAUCGAGUCGACGACAUGGAUGACGCCGGAAGUGAAGAUGACCAAGAACCGGAGUGGGAAUUUGAAACAUGCACUAUCAUACAUGAGAUCUUGCAACGAGGAAUGGUAGCCGAGCCACUAUUCGACCUCCCAUCUCUUCAGCUUGAAACACGCGAUGCCGAAGGCCAAACGCUACUUCUUGCAGCCUCUCGAGGAGGCCACAUCAAGUGA
Penicillium odoratum is the source of this 5400-nucleotide messenger RNA. RefSeq lists its product as uncharacterized. The record is from RefSeq and is a predicted model, not a curated record. Gene Ontology annotation, cellular component: nucleus; cytoplasm. The transcript has a single exon. Bases 1 to 5400 code for a protein of 1799 amino acids. Lineage: Eukaryota; Fungi; Ascomycota; Eurotiomycetes; Eurotiales; Aspergillaceae. Gene Ontology annotation, molecular function: protein binding.